GGGGAAUCUCCCGCCAUUUUUCAAUAAUUUCCUCCCGUGCAGCUGAGGAGUCGUGACUGCCGAACGCGGGGACUGGUAGCGAAGGUUGGCUGGAGGCUGCCAGGCGGAGCAGCGGUGUGCGUAGGAGUUCUGCGCCCUUAGGUCCAGUUCCAUGGCCCUCGCGCGGCCGCGCCAGCAGUGAGGGAGCCGACUUCGCGCCGCCCUCUCACCCCUCCCCUCCCCCAUCCCACCCCCGGGAGCCAGGCGCUCGCUCCGGGCCGCGGGGCCUAGUGUUGCGCCGUGGGCUCGCCGAGCAGCUGCCGCCGCCUUCUUUGCAGCCGCCGCCACCGCGAUGGCGCCGCUCCUGGGCCGCAAGCCCUUCCCGUUGGUGAAGCCUCUUCCCGGCGAGGAGCCGCUCUUCACCAUCGCGCACACUCAGGAGGCCUUCCGCACUCGGGAAGAAUAUGAAGCUCGCUUGGAAAGGUACAGUGAGCGCAUUUGGACAUGUAAGAGUACCGGAAGUAGUCAGCUAACACACAAGGAGGCCUGGGAGGAGGAACAGGAAGUUGCUGAACUUUUGAAGGAAGAGUUUCCUGCCUGGUAUGAGAAACUUGUUCUGGAAAUGGUUCACCAUAACACAGCCUCUUUAGAAAAGUUAGUAGAUACUGCUUGGUUGGAGAUCAUGACCAAAUAUGCCGUGGGAGAAGAGUGUGACUUUGAGGUUGGGAAGGAAAAAAUGCUCAAGGUGAGGAUUGUGAAGAUUCAUCCUUUGGAGAAAGUGGAUGAAGAGGCCACUGAGAAGAAAUCUGAUGGUGCCUGUGAUUCUCCUUCAAGUGACAAAGAGAAUUCUGGCCAGAUCGCUCAGGAGCAUCAGAAGAAGGAGGCAAUUAUAAAAGAGGAUGAAGGAAGGAGAGAGAGUAUUAAUGACAGAGCACGUAGAUCUCCAAGAAAACUGCCUACUUCAUUAAAAAAAGGAGAAAGGAAAUGGGCUCCUCCAAAAUUUCUGCCUCACAAAUAUGAUGUGAAACUACAAAAUGAAGAUAAGAUCAUCAGUAAUGUGCCAGCGGACAGCUUGAUUCGUACAGAACGCCCACCAAAUAAGGAGAUACUUCGAUAUUUUAUACGGCAUAACGCCUUACGGGCUGGCACUGGUGAAAAUGCACCUUGGGUGGUAGAAGACGAAUUGGUGAAGAAAUAUUCCCUGCCCAGCAAGUUCAGUGACUUUUUACUUGAUCCAUACAAGUACAUGACUCUCAACCCUUCUACUAAGAGGAAAAAUACUGGAUCCCCAGACAGGAAGCCCUCAAAGAAAUCCAAGACGGACAACUCUUCUCUGAGUUCACCACUGAAUCCUAAGUUAUGGUGUCAUGUACACUUGAAGAAAUCCUUGAAUGGCUCACCACUCAAAGUGAAGAACUCAAAGAAUUCCAAAUCUCCAGAAGAGCAUCUGGAAGAAGUGAUGAAGAUGAUGUCACCCAACAAGUUACAUGCUAAUUUUCACAUUCCUAAGAAAGGCCCACAUGCCAAGAAACCAGGGAAGCACAAUGACAAACCUUUGAAAGCAAAGGGCAGAAGCAAAGGCAUCCUGAAUGGACAGAAAUCCACAGGGAAUUCCAAAUCUCCAAAAAAGGGCCUGAAGACUCCUAAAACCAAAAUGAAGCAAAUGACUUUGUUGGAUAUGGCUAAAGGCACUCAGAAGAUGACACGAGCCCCACGGAAUUCUGGGGGUACACCCAGGUCCUCUAGUAAACCUCAUAAACAUCUGCCUCCUGCUGCCCUACACCUUAUUGCCUACUACAAAGAAAACAAAGACAGGGAGGACAAGAAGAGUGCCCUGUCCUGUGUUAUAUCCAAAACAGCUCGUCUCCUCUCCAGUGAAGAUAGAGCUCGUCUCCCGGAAGAAUUGCGAAGUAUUGUUCAAAAACGCUUUGAGCUUCUAGAACACAAAAAGAGGUGGGCCUCUAUGUCUGAAGAACAACGCAAAGAAUAUUUGAAAAAGAAACGAGAGGAACUGAAAGAAAAGUUAAAAGAGAAAGCCAAAGAGCGGAGAGAGAAAGAAAUGCUUGAGAAGCUAGAAAAACAGAAGCGGUACGAGGACCAAGAGUUAACUGGCAAAAACCUUCCAACAUUUAGGUUGGUGGAUACCCCUGAAGGGUUGCCCAACACACUCUUUGGGGAUGUGGCCAUGGUGGUGGAGUUCUUGAGCUGUUAUUCUGGACUGCUCUUACCAGAUGCUCAGUAUCCUAUUACUGCUGUGUCCCUUAUGGAAGCCUUGAGUGCAGAAAAGGGUGGCUUUUUAUACUUAAAUAGAGUGUUGGUCAUCCUCUUACAGACCUUAUUACAAGAUGAAAUAGCAGAAGAUUAUGGUGAAUUGGGAAUGAAGCUGUCGGAAAUCCCUCUGACUCUGCAUUCUGUUUCAGAGCUGGUGCGGCUCUGCUUACGCAAAUCUGAUGUUCAGGAGGAAAGUGAGGGCUCAGACACAGAUGAUAAUAAAGAUUCAGCACCAUUUGAGGACAAUGAGGUACAAGAUGAGUUCCUAGAGAAGUUGGAAACCUCUGAAUUUUUUGAACUAACAUCAGAAGAGAAGCUACAGAUCUUAACAGCACUCUGCCACCGGAUUCUCAUGACAUACUCAGUGCAAGACCAUAUGGAAACGAGGCAGCAGAUGUCUGCAGAGUUGUGGAAGGAACGGCUUGCUGUGUUAAAGGAAGAAAAUGAUAAGAAGAGAGCAGAGAAACAGAAACGGAAAGAAAUGGAAGCCAGAAAUAAAGAAAAUGGAAAAGAGGAGAAUGGGUUAGGCAAAACUGAUAGGAAAAAAGAAGUUGUGAAGUUUGAGCCCCAGGUAGACAUGGAAGCUGAAGACAUGAUUAGUGCUGUGAAGAGCAGACGGCUACUUGCCAUUCAGGCAAAGAAGGAACGGGAAAUCCAGGAGAGAGAAAUGAAAGUGAAACUUGAACGCGAAGCUGAAGAAGAACGAAUACGAAAACACAAAGCAGCUGCUGAGAAGGCAUUCCAGGAGGGAAUUGCCAAAGCUAAACUUGUCAUGCGUAGGACUCCUAUUGGUACAGAUCGAAACCAUAAUAGAUACUGGCUCUUCUCAGAUGAAGUUCCAGGAUUGUUCAUUGAAAAAGGCUGGGUGCAUGACAGCAUUGACUACCGAUUCAACCAUCACCGCAAAGACCAUCCUGACUCUCCUGAUGAGGAUUACUGUCCCCGCAGUAAGAAAGCAAACCUAGGCAAAAAUGUAGGCAUGAACACACAGCAUGGACAAGCAACCGAAAUCUGUGCUGUAGAGACCACCAUACCCAAACAAGGACAGAACCUAUGGUUUUUGUGUGAUAGUCAGAAGGAACUGGAUGAGUUACUAAACUGUCUUCACCCUCAGGGAAUAAGAGAAAGUCAGCUUAAGGAGAGACUAGAGAAGAGGUAUCAGGACAUUAUUCAUUCUAUUCAUCUGGCCCGGAAGCCAAAUUUGGGUCUAAAAUCUUGUGAUGGCAACCAGGAGCUCUUAAACUUUCUUCGUAGUGAUCUCAUUGAAGUUGCAACAAGAUUACAAAAGGGGGGUCUUGGUUAUGUGGAAGAAACAUCAGAAUUUGAAGCUCGGGUGAUCUCAUUAGAGAAACUAAAGGAUUUUGGUGAGUGUGUAAUUGCUCUUCAAGCCAGUGUCAUAAAGAAAUUUCUGCAAGGCUUCAUGGCUCCCAAGCAAAAGAGAAGAAAACUCCAAAGCGAAGAUUCAGCAAAGACUGAAGAGGUGGAUGAAGAGAAAAAAAUGGCAGAGGAAGCAAAGGUUGCAUCUGCUCUGGAAAAAUGGAAGACAGCAAUCCGUGAAGCUCAGACUUUUUCCAGAAUGCAUGUUCUACUUGGGAUGCUUGAUGCCUGUAUCAAGUGGGAUAUGUCAGCAGAAAAUGCUAGAUGCAAAGUUUGUCGAAAAAAAGGUGAGGAUGACAAACUGAUCUUGUGUGACGAGUGUAAUAAAGCCUUCCACCUGUUUUGUCUGAGGCCAGCCCUCUAUGAAGUACCAGAUGGUGAGUGGCAGUGCCCAGCUUGCCAGCCUGCUACUGCCAGGCGUAACUCCCGUGGCAGGAAUUAUACUGAAGAGUCUGCCUCUGAGGACAGCGAAGAUGAUGAGAGCAAUGAAGAGGAAGAAGAGGAAGAAGAAGAAGAGGAAGAAGAUUAUGAGGUGGCUGGUUUGCGAUUGAGACCUCGAAAGACUGUCCGGGGCAAGCAGGGUGUCAUCCCCCCUGUGGCAAGGCCAGGCCGACGACCAGGUAAGAAGCCACAUUCAACCAGGAGGUCUCGGCCGAAGGCACCACCUAUGGAUGAUGCUGAGGUUGAUGAGCUGGUGCUUCAUACCAAGCGGAGCUCCCGGAGGCAAAGCCUGGAGUUGCAGAAGUGUGAAGAGAUCCUCAACAAGAUUGUGAAGUACCGCUUCAGCUGGCCAUUCAGGGAGCCUGUGACCAGAGAUGAGGCUGAGGACUACUAUGAUGUGAUCACCCACCCCAUGGACUUCCAGACAAUGCAGAACAAAUGUUCCUGUGGGAGCUACCGCUCUGUGCAGGAGUUUCUUACCGACAUGAAGCAAGUGUUUAUCAACGCUGAGCUUUACAACUGCCGAGGCAGCCAUGUGCUAAACUGCAUGGUGAAGACAGAACAAUGUCUGGUGGCUCUGUUGCAUAAACACCUUCCUGGCCACCCAUAUAUCCGUAGGAAACGCAAGAAGUUUCCUGAUCGGGUUGCUGAAGAUGAAGGGGACAGUGAGCCAGAGCCCAUUGGACAGUCCAGGGGACGAAGACAGAAGAAAUAGGCGGGGCCCUGGUGACGGUAUCAGUGAGUGCCAUACAGAAUUCUGUAUUCACCAGCAUCAUGAAACAUUUGUACUCUUUUGAGUUGAUCUUGGCAGAGUAAAGGGACAUGUCUUGGAGCCAUUCCUGAAUAUUCUUCCCCUCUUUGUGACAAUUCUCUUACCAUUCUUACCCCACUUCACCCCCUCAAAAAAACAGACAAAAUUAAAAAAAAACAAAAACAAAAAACUAAGGCACUUCACUUAAAGACUGGAGUCCUGCUUGUAAUCAUGCAUAUAACCUUUACUUUGAUGGAUCUGGCCAGUGGGGUGUUGGAGCCCAGCCCACCCACAUACCAGACAGGCUCUUAGGGGAGCAGAAGAAAAGCAGGAAGAAUUGAAAUGUUUAAUUUUUUAAAAAUUGACUUUUCUAAUUAUUAAAAGUUGCUUGUUUCAGCAGUGAUAUUGUAUAAAGAACAUCUUGUAAAAUAUUUCUGUCAUCUUGCUUUGGCACAUGUACAGUACAAUUUAUAUGAUAAUG
Pteropus alecto (black flying fox) is the source of this 5300-nucleotide messenger RNA. It is a transcript of the gene BAZ1B, whose product is annotated as bromodomain adjacent to zinc finger domain 1B. Gene Ontology annotation, molecular function: protein binding; histone H2AXY142 kinase activity. The record is from RefSeq and is a predicted model, not a curated record. Lineage: Eukaryota; Metazoa; Chordata; Mammalia; Chiroptera; Pteropodidae. The transcript is spliced from 20 exons. The coding region runs from base 332 to 4783 and encodes 1483 amino acids. Gene Ontology annotation, biological process: chromatin remodeling. Gene Ontology annotation, cellular component: WICH complex.